UUCAGAAACCUCCUCUUGCAACCCAACCGAAUUCUCUUCUCCUGACAACAUGUGUUGCAACUACUAUGGCAACUCCUGUGGCUAUGGCUGCACAUAUGGCUAUGGCUGUGGGUUUGGCCCCCAUUAUGGCUGCAGUUAUGGGACUGGCUAUGGCUGUGGAUACAGCCCCCUCUAUGGCUGUGGUUAUGGAACCAGAUAUGGCUGUGGAUAUAGCCCCCGUUAUGGCUGCAGUUAUGGAACUGGAUAUGGCUGUGGUUAUGGCUCCAGCUAUGGCUGUGGGUACGGCUCUGGCUACUGUGGCUACAGGCCAUUUUGCUAUAGAAUAUGUUACUCUUCUUGCUGCUAGAACAUCACUAUCCAAGCCUCAUUUGCUCCUGAAAUGGCGUAUCUAAGGAUAAUGCUGAUUGAAGGAUGUGGACCCCAUGAUUUCUAUACCCAAGAAAUUACAACUUGACAAAGGCUUUGACCUCCAAUACCCAUUUUCAGAAUGGCAUCAUUGUGGCCUGAGGUCCUGAGGUAUCAUCUGACUAUUUUCCAAAUAUUAGCAUUACUUCCUUAGUCUGGGUUCUCUGUUAUGACUGUGUUGAUGAUCCUAACAUCCUACAAUGGGCCAAAUCGCUUAUUCUCAAUAAACAUGGUUCUUUGUUUUU
Molecule: messenger RNA, 650 nt
Organism: Equus caballus (horse)
Lineage: Eukaryota; Metazoa; Chordata; Mammalia; Perissodactyla; Equidae
Source: RefSeq, a predicted model, not a curated record